Molecule: messenger RNA, 291 nt
Organism: Sparassis crispa
Lineage: Eukaryota; Fungi; Basidiomycota; Agaricomycetes; Polyporales; Sparassidaceae
Exons: 2
Coding region: 1-291 (96 amino acids)
Source: RefSeq, a predicted model, not a curated record
AUGGCAGUCCCUGGAGAGACGAAUGCCGCUUCUGGCUCACAAGUGGCCCACCUCGGUAGAUCAUUUGCACAGAUCACAGCAGAGGCAGACAGUUCUAUGGACGAUGACGAAGGUGAUAGCUUUGUGGUUAGUCAUUGUUGCGCCAUGUUGCGGGAGUGCAUUGUACGUCUUCAGCAUGAGCUUAACCUCACUGAGGAUAUGCACGUUGCGAACCUCAAUGCCAGCUUGACCGUGUUCCAAAUGGGGUACAUUCUGAGGGACAUUCGUGGCAAGGUGUAUCGCAGCAACUGA